UCUUUGUUUGGUUUGAAGGCUUUCUUGAAUGACGCCUUUGCCGCCUUGGUGCAAUCAACAAAUGCGAUCGGCAAAUGGGGCAAGAAAUUUGGGCUUUCAAUCGAGUUCGAGCCCUUCAAUGGCUGCUUCGGCGGUUAAAGUCCCAAUGUUCGCAGAUACUAAUUUGGGCACUCGCGUUGCCAUUGACGUCUCUCCCGAUAUCGCCGUCGGAGAUGUCAAGAGAGAGCUUCAGAGAGCACACUUGAAUUGCUUUCCUAAUAUUGGAGAGAUUGGGGUAAAUAGAUUAAUGGUAAAGCGAAAAUCAUGUUUUUACCACCUUCCCAACUCACUGCCCGUAAAGCAUGCUUACCAGGGAUGGAAAGGAAGUUGGUUUAUUCGCAUGGAUACAUGUCCUCAGAGUGCUUUUGGUAAGUCAGGUUUAUCAGAAUGUCUGGCCGUAGACGUUGGGGAUCCUUCGGAUAUUGUUAAUGUUACUGAUUCCAUUGAACCUAAGAACUGUAUGUCCAAUGAGAAUAACACCAAUUGCAGAAGAAAUAAAAGAGGGACAAAAAGAAUUCCAUGCCUGAAAGUUGUACUUCCAGUAAUUCUAAGGCUUGUCUGUCUUUCGAAAAGGAUUAGAAGGAAGAAGGUAAAGAAAAAUAAUUUUCUACAUCCUAGAGUAAAGGGGUUUGAAAAUUGCCCCCUUGAUAGAAAUGAAUACGGUAGUAUUAAGGAGGAGGAGAUAUUUGCUCCUAGAACUGACACUGAGAGUAGAGGGCACGGGAAAUCUGAUGCAACAAUGGAGAGCUCUAGUGAAACACUAUCAGAAGUGAUAUCAGUUUCAGGCAUCAUCCAGAAAUACUUUUCAGCUUAUGAUGAGGUGACUCUAAGCCCUGAUAUUAUGGGUACAAGAAACCAAAUUCAACAUGAAGAGCAGUUGACAACUGGAGAAGUUAGUCCAAUGCUACCAUUCACACCAAAAACCCCUCCAAGAAUGCUACCUUUUCCAUUGCCUAAUGAUCUAAGUUCCACAACCUCGAGGGGCAAGUUCAAGAGAACUGAAGUUGGGAAGCGUCUUAUUUUGGCCUCAAAUAAGCUCGGGAUGCCUUGUAGUACAUGUAAACCUACAUCAGGUCUCAGUAGAAUCAGAAAUCAAAAAUCAUCUGUUCCCAAAUCUUGUUCCGUUACCAGAAGCAGAGUCUUUGAAAUCAGUGACAGCGACGAUGAAAUGUGUUUCAGUUAUUCCACAGCAAGAAGAAUCUCUCUUUUCCCCCACAAGAUCUCGAUACUUAGAACAACUUAUCGCAUGGGGUUUUCUAAAGAUUUCAGCCAAAUAGCGAGAGAUGAUCAAGGAAGCAGAGCUUGGAACAGAACACAAACACCUGGUCCGGAAUUGGAGAAUAGUAUCUACACGAUUCUCACUAUAGACCGGUGGGAAUCGCUAAAUCACAUGGAAUACAAACUGAGUUCGCUUAGACCAGUUCAUGGAAGGCUGGCUGUGAAAUUCCUCAAUUGGGCAGUGAGACAACCUGGUUUGGAUAUUUCUCACAUCACUCAUGUAUUUUGUAUAACAACCCACAUACUGGUUAGAGCUAGAAUGUAUGACCAUGCCAAGUCAAUUUUGACACAUUUAAUUGAAAUGGGUAUUGGGUCAGAUUCUGUUUUUGGUGCCCUCGUGGAUACCUACCCUCUUUGCAAUUCCAACCCAUCCGUUUUUGACAUUUUGAUUAGGCUUUAUGUACGGAAAGGCAUGGUUCAAGAUGCUAUAGAGAUAUUUAAUUUGUCGGGUUUGAGAGGGUUUAGGCCAUCAAUUUAUACUUGUAAUAUGAUGUUGUCUGCAGUGGCAAAGGAGCGGUCUUCAGGGGCUGCUUGGUCAGUUUUCAAGCAAUUGCUUGCAAGAAAGAUUUGUCCUAAUGUUUGUACAUUCAAUAUACUAUUACAUAGAUUAUGUGCUGAUGGAAAGCUUAAGAAAGCUGGUUAUCUCCUAAGGAAGAUGGAAGAAGCUGGUUAUGUUCCUACUAUAGUUACGUAUAAUACUUUGAUCUAUUGGUAUUGCAAGAAGGGACGGUAUAAAUUAGCUUCAGAGCUUAUUGAUCAUAUGGAGCAUAAGGGCCUUCAAGCAGAUGUGUGUACGCAUAACAUGAUUAUAGAUGAUUUUUGUAGAAACCAUAGAAGUGCUAAAGGUUAUUUAUUAAUGAAAAAAAUGAGGAAGAAGAUGAUUUUCCCAAAUGAAGUCACUUACAAUUCUCUUAUUAAUGGGUUUGUAAGGGAGGGGAAGCUUGGAAUUGCUACUAAGGUUUUUGAUGAGAUGUCAAAAUUCAAUCUUUUACCAAAUCGAAUUACUUAUAAUGUUUUGAUUGAUGGGCAUUGCAAGGGAGCUAAUUUUGGAGAAGCUAUGAAACUUUUGGCUAGGAUGGAAACAGUAGGAUUAAUGCCUAAUGAAAUUAGUUAUGGCGCUAUUUUGGAUGGGCUAUGCAAAUGUGGCAAGUUAAAUGCAGCAAGAAGGCUUCUUGACAGAAUGAGAAAGAAUUGCAUUGUUAUUGGUUGUGUUUCAUAUACUAUGUUGCUUGAUGGGCUGUGCAAAAAUGGGAGGCUGAAUGAAGGUGUGCAGUUGCUUGAUAAGAUGUUCAACUAUGGUGUGAGGCCUGAUAUUGUUACAUACUCAGUGCUUGUAAAUGGAUUUUGCAGGGCAGGAAAGAUAACCAAAGCGAAGGAGAUAAUAUGUAAGAUGUAUAAAGCAGGACUUGUACCAAACAACAUCAUGUAUUAUACUUUAAUCUACAACUCUUGCAAGCAACAAAAUGUUAUUGAAGCGUUGAAAGUUUAUUCAGUUAUGAACCACAGUGGUCAUGAUGUGGACCUCUUCACCUGUAACCUGUUGCUUGAUUCUCUUUGUAGAGAAGGAAGGGUGCAAGAGGCAGAGGGUUUCAUGCAUCACAUGAUUAGGAUUGGCAUGGUUCCAAAUUCCAUCACUUUUGAUUCUAUUAUAAAUGGCUAUGGAAACAUAGGUGAUGCAUUAAAGUCAUUUUCCUUGUUUGAUGAAAUGAUCAAGCUAGGUCAUCAACCUAGUCUUUACACUUAUGGGAGUCUACUAAAAGGAAUAUGCAAAGGAGCAAGGCUGGAAGAUGCUAAGAAAUUCAUAGAUAAACUUCAAUACAUGCCUCGUGCCAUGGAUGUUGUUUCAUACAAUACGUUACUGGCUGAGAUAUGUAGAUCUGCCAAUAUGCAACUAGCAGUAAUCCUUUUAGAUGAGAUGAUCCAGAAUAAUGUUCUUCCUGAUAGUUACACAUAUACUACUCUGCUUGCUGGGUUAUGUAGGCAGGGCAAGGUCGUUUCCUCAAUUCUUCUAUUUGGGCAGGCAAUGGAAACGCAGAAGUUAUUUCCAAGUCAGGUUACCUACACCUGUUUAAUCCAUGCACUUCUCAAGGCUGGCCAGCCAAAGGCUGCUGCCUAUUUUUAUGAAAACAUGGUCAACAGAGGCCUAUGCCUUGAUACAAUUGCCUUUAAUGUAAUUAUUGAUGGUUACUCUAGGAUGGGACAAAUGACUAAGUUGAAUCAUUUCUUUUCUCUGAUAAAGAAAGGGAUUUUGCGCCCUAAUUUGUCUACAUUCAACAUCUUGUUACAUGGGUAUUCAAAAAAAAAGGAUCUAUCAAAAUGCUUUGCAUUGUACAAUACCAUGUUAAGGAGCGGGUUUGUUCCUGACAAAAUAACCUGCUAUUCUAUAAUUCUUGGACUUUGCAAGUCUGGUCUGCUGGAGAUUGGGCUUAAAACUUUAAAGAAGAUGAUUGUAGAAGGAACUGUGGUUGAUCGAAUUACAUUUAACUUGUUGAUCACCCAGCUUGGUGAGAGAGGUGAAAUGGAAAAGGCAUUUGAUCUGUUGAAUACCAUGAAUUUGUUGGGAAUAUUUCCCGAUGGAGAAACUUACAGUGCCAUGCUUAAGGGACUCAAAAGAAAAUUUGAUUUCCAAGAAUGUUGUAAUAUAUUGUAUGAAAUGUUAGAAAAGGGGUUUGUUCCUACAGAUAGAGAAUAUAUCACUUUGAUCUCCGGUAUGUGUAAAGUGGGGGAUAUAAGAGGAGCAUUCAAGCUAAAAGAUGAAAUGGAAGCACUUGGUGUUGCUUCCCGAGAUUUAGCUGAGAGCGCUAUUGUUAGAGGGCUUGUUCAGCUAGGGAAGACAGAAGAAGCAAUGCUGGUUCUUGAUUGUAUGCUUCGUGUGCAACUCAUUCCAACAGUUGCUACUUUCACAACUCUAAUGCACCGGUUUUGCAAAGAAUCUAACAUUGCAGAGGCCUUAAAGAUACAGGGUGUAAUGGAACUUAAUGGUGUGAAGCUUGAUGUUGUCGCUUACAAUGUCCUUAUUGCAGGUCUCUCAACUAAUGAUGAUAUUGCACAUGCAUUUGAAUUAUAUGAGGAGAUGAAGCAAAGAGGUCUCUGCCCCAAUACCACAACUUAUGCAGUUCUCAUUGAAGCUAUUUCUAAAGAAAGAGAUAUUGUGAAGGGAAAAAUGCUCCUGAUGGAUUUAGAGGAGAGGGGAUUGAUAUCUCAAGAUGGAACUAAUCAAAAUUUGCUUGAGCAGUUGGAGAUGGCUAUGAAAAGGUUAAAUCUUAUAAGGUGCAAAAGAAAGAAAUAGUAAAAAUGUGAAGAGCUGGGCCAAGUUUUAUGGCUAGCCAUGUGACUAUUGUCUGGAGGCUUUAUGGGGAAAAAUGAGGUUUAUUGAAGCUUUAGGACUCCAACUGCAACCUAAACCUAAUUUCUGUUCUCCAUAUUGGGUCUCUAUCCUGCCAGCAUGAGUAGUGACAUGUGCCCAAUUGCCAGAAGAAAAGUGAUUAGUUGGACAAGCUCUUCACAAGGAUGGUAUAAAUACCAAACCAGCCCUGGGAAAUUUUUGAAAGAGAGACAUUUCAAACGAAAUUUGUAAUGGGCAUGCCAUACCAUACAAUGGGUAAAGGUGCAACCUACAUGCCUUCCCAACAAUUUACUUGAGGUGCUGGGGAAUGGAAGUUUGAUCUUGCUGUUGGACAACAUCUUACAACCGAAAGGAACCCGAUCAUCUUUGGUUCACCUUCACCGAGAGGGACCUAGCAUGGCUCCGGUGAAGGGUGUGGUCAUGGCUCAAGCGUGGACGGAUUAGGAUCUCCACAAUUGAGGAGACAGGCUAGUCACCCGAGUUGCAAGUUCGUGGGAGCUGCUUGGAGCUCAUUUCAUUGGACAAUCGGCUGAAAAAUCAUCCUUGGAGCCAUAAGACCAAGGCAUGGGGAAGCCUUCUUUUCCGGUGGUUUUCUUGGUCAUCAUUUUGCUCUCUAGCUCCGGCUGUUUGAUGCAGGUGGUGUUAGGAGACGGAGAUCGUGCUAUUAAUAUGUUUUGCACUAAAAUAGAAGAUUGCAAACAAUUUAAAUGCCCUAAAGGCCAGAUGGCAAUAUGUGAUAGAGGUGACUGUCGGUGUGUUCCGAAGGCUCAUAGUUAGAGAACGAGGCCCCUCAUGAGUUUUUUCUUAUAUAUUAAUGUUUCCUUUAAAUAAGUUCAAUAACAGACAAAUAACAAAGUUUCUCUA
This is a messenger RNA of Diospyros lotus (date-plum), 5527 nucleotides long. Its product is annotated as pentatricopeptide repeat-containing protein At5g55840. The record is from RefSeq and is a predicted model, not a curated record. NCBI's taxonomy places the organism in Eukaryota, Viridiplantae, Streptophyta, Magnoliopsida, Ericales, Ebenaceae. Gene Ontology annotation, molecular function: protein binding. The transcript is spliced from 10 exons. The coding region runs from base 29 to 4606 and encodes 1525 amino acids.